UCCUAUUGUUUGUAUUCAAAAAUAUCAGUCAUUGUUAUCUUAAUUAAAAGAUAUGGUUUACGCGUUUUGAAUUUAUAUAUCUAUGCUUAAAUAUAUUUUCAGGAUUAAACAUUAAUGUUUGUUAGCUAACUAUUAUAUUCUUCAAGCGUUAAAAGUAUGAAACUUAUUUUUGCAUUGCUAUCUCUUAUCAUUCCUUUGACAAUUGGCGAAUUCGCCUUAAAAGAUUGUAUUGCCCCUGUCGAUAAAGGAGGGUGUAAAGCCUCAAUUCCUGUUUGGAAAUAUGAUGUAUUCACUAGGACUUGUGUAGAAGUUUACUAUGGAGGAUGCAAUGCUACCAACAAUAAUUUUCGCAGUUUUGAGAAAUGUAUCAGUGUAGCAGGACGAAUAUGUAGACCUUUUUAGUUUUUUAGGGACAAUUAUUUGUGAUUAAAGUAGGUAUCUCAAUUAUAGUGGA
Messenger RNA from Diabrotica virgifera virgifera (western corn rootworm), 454 nucleotides. RefSeq names its product trypsin inhibitor-like. The transcript is spliced from 2 exons. The record is from RefSeq and is a predicted model, not a curated record. Gene Ontology annotation, molecular function: serine-type endopeptidase inhibitor activity. Bases 157 to 402 code for a protein of 81 amino acids. Lineage: Eukaryota; Metazoa; Arthropoda; Insecta; Coleoptera; Chrysomelidae.